Molecule: messenger RNA, 897 nt
Organism: Rhizophagus irregularis DAOM 181602=DAOM 197198
Lineage: Eukaryota; Fungi; Glomeromycota; Glomeromycetes; Glomerales; Glomeraceae
Source: RefSeq, a predicted model, not a curated record
AUGGCAAUCCUCGAAUAUCAAAAUAAUUUAAGUAGAAUGAACAUGGAAAACUUACGAAACUUUGUUUUAUUUCGAUACUUUCUUAUACCUUUCGCUAUCUUUUUAACUGUGGUUCCCGCGGGAAUUCUUUCUCUUACGCAACAAUAUCAACAAAAUCAAAACGUCGUGACUUUUACAACGAUUAUAUCACAAGAAAUUCCUCAAGAAAAAUUUACUAAUGGAAUCACUUUUGGCAGUGGAGUCAUAUUAAUCCCAAGUUUAACAUUAAGUGGUAACUUUGUAUGCGUGAUAUGUGCAUGGAUCAUCGCUUUAAUUGGAAUUUUCGGUUUCUUAAGAAAGAAUAAUUUAUUCGGCCAAUUUAUUUCUAUACUUUUAAUUACAUUCACAAUAUUACAAACAAUUUCCGCCAUUUACACUGUGAUAUUUAACGAUCAGUGGAUCUUUGAAAUUUUAAGUGGUUCAUGGCAAAAGGCUUAUUUACUUGAUCCUGAAUUAAUAAAAGAGAUUCAAUAUGAGUUUUCGUGUAAGGGAUUUGUUUCAGUUGAUGAUCGACCAGCAAAUAUACCUCAUCAAUUUGAUGAGAGUUGUAGUAAAAUGUUGAUUAAUCGAUUUAGUACACAAUUAUUUGAUGUGGCUAAAAUCAUAUUAUUAGCGAGAUUUGUUCAGUUAUUUGGUGUAUUGAUACACACUCAUAUAUUCAAUCGCGUUAUACUGCAAGACAUUACGAUGAUGUACUCUGAAGAAUGCGACACAGAAUAUUUUUAUGACGACAAAGAUAAUUAUAAUGACGAUUCUUUAGAUGAUUUGGAAGAUGACGACGAUCAAAAUACUUGGAUAGAUCCUCCAACAUCUCCGUUAUUGUUAUCAAAGAUAUACUUUGGUGAGCAAGCGUCUUAG